Messenger RNA from Nicrophorus vespilloides, 3053 nucleotides. RefSeq names its product monocarboxylate transporter 1 (gene hrm). Bases 584 to 2500 code for a protein of 638 amino acids. The record is from RefSeq and is a predicted model, not a curated record. Gene Ontology annotation, biological process: transmembrane transport; monocarboxylic acid transport. NCBI's taxonomy places the organism in Eukaryota, Metazoa, Arthropoda, Insecta, Coleoptera, Silphidae. The transcript is spliced from 5 exons. Gene Ontology annotation, molecular function: monocarboxylic acid transmembrane transporter activity.
UACCUUUACAAUUGAUAGAUCUUGAACGUUUCGUUUUCUAGAUUUUGAGAGAUUUCGGAUGCUGAGUAGUUGUAGGUAUAUUUUAACAGACUCAUCGUUAUAGAUAAACGAUAAGGCAUAAUCUUCGCUUGAGUGGUUGGCCCUGGUUCGUUGCGUAACGCAACGCGGAGAACAAUGGUCGUCCGAUAGCGAGCACUGUGCGCGUGUAUAUGUAUGUGUACGUGUCCAUGUAUGUAUGUAUACCAUGGAUGACCUUGGGCUGGUUGAUCUGCAGCCCCGUUACCAGUAAAUCCGCUAUGCGACUUCGAGAUCCGCUAGAACCGAGCGCGCCUGCACGCGUAUCCAUUUAUUUGUUUCCAUACAUUCUGUUCGAAAUUUAUUAGCGCUCUGAUCAGGCGAGUGCGCGUGUGUUGCAGGAAUUCACGUCGUUGUCGGCCAGUCGUGCCUAAAUUACGGGAAAAAGCCGUCGCCGCCCGUCAGCUCUGCUCAGCUGAUAUUCGCACAACAUUUGUACACAGUUCGCACCUGCAUGGACCCAUAACACAUUCGAAACUGUGCGAAGAAGAAGACUCUUUGGACGACGAUGCAGCAGGAGGUGAUCUCCAAGAGCGAGGAGCCGGUCGCCAGCACCAGGCUCCUGGAAGGUCUCGAAGAAGACGUCGCCAUGUGCCCUGAUGGCGAUGACCUAUCGACCAGGCAGUGCGAUUCGAUCACUUCGAAACAAAAGAAAGAGGUUGCCAUUUUCUUACAAAAUAAUGGCAAGGAGGAGAUGAAAAAUUGGAAACUAGUGCCCCCCGAUGGGGGCUGGGGAUGGUUGGUGCUCCUCGGCUCGACAAUGGUGAACGUCUUAGUACCCGGAACAGUAAAAUCUUUCGGUGUUCUGUUCGUGGAAUUCCUGGAGGUUUUCGAGGCUACGCCGGCGGCAGCUGCCUGGAUCCCAGCCCUCUGCUACUUUCUUUACAGUUCACUGGGUCCUGUUUCAAGUAUUCUGUCAUUAAAAUAUUCUUACCGUACUGUUACCAUUUUGGGGGGCACUUGUGCGGCCCUUGGAAUGAUUUUAAGUUAUUUUGCUAAUUCAGUUGCUUUCUUAUAUAUUAGUUAUGGAGUUCUGGUGGGCACGGGUGCUGGACUAUCCUUCCCUCCGACCGUUUACAUAGUGACAAGUUACUUCGUGAAGUUACGCGGUCUUGCGAACGGAUUGUGCAUUUCCGGUUCGGCAAUCGGUUCAAUAAUAUUGCCGCCUAUCUUGCGUAUCCUCCUCGAAAUUUACGACUACAGAGGUGCUGUACUUCUUAUGGGUGCUGUUACCCUUAACGUAUGGGUGGCCGCCCUCUUCUAUGAUCCCGUCGAGAAGCAUAUGAAAAAAGUACCGAAGACUGAGGCCGAGAUGGAAGAGGCUGAGGAGAUGGAAGAGCAACCUUUGAAACCGAAAUUCAUCAUCAGCUCAGAUGACACCUCAUCCUUACAACUGAACCGCAACGACUCCUUCGUAGACAAUAAUGACAUCACCAAAAAUUCAUUCAUCCGGAGUGCUUCCAGUGUGGCUGUUCCUAACUACAGAAGCCACGGCUACGGUCGGGAGAGAAAGAUCAGUGUCGGUACUAAUCGUGGAGAGAUGACCAGAGUUCGUUCCGGUAUUGCUGUUUCAAACAUGAACAGCGCUUCAGCUUUAAACUCUGUACCGGAAGUGAAUAAUGGAUUCGAAUCGCCGAGUCGUCAGACCAGCACUAGGAGAAAAGUACCUAGGAGGAGUCCAUCAACUAGCUCUUUCCAAUACGUUUCCACUCCUUACCAUGGAAGUACCUUAACAUUACAACCUGAGAUGAUUGCCAGUUCGUUUAGCUUGAAGUCGGUUACCAAAGAAACAAAAGAAACCGAGAAGACAAAUAAGUUAGUUGAUCUUUCAUUACUGAAGGAUCCGCUUUACUUGAUUAUACUUAUUUCUAAUUCUACCAACGCUAUAGGAUACACAAACUUUAUAAUUCUCUUGCCAUCGUUUGCCAUAGAUUUAGGAUACGGUAAAGACGCGGCCGCUUUGUUGCUUUCCAUUGUAAGCGCCUUAGAUCUAGUUGGAAGGAUCGGGGGAUCUGCACUCUCCGACUUGAACUUAAUACCAAAACAAUGGUAUUUCAUCGGUGGACUAUUAAUAUCAGGGAUAUCCCUUGCUAUUAUGCCUUACUUCGAGACUUACGUAGCCAUAAGUAUAUUUUGUUCCAUUUUUGGACUGGCAUCUGGUAUAUACGUAGGCGUGACUGCAGUAAUCAUGGCAGACAUGUUAGGUACCGAAAGACUGCAAUCGACAUACGGAAUUUCGUUGUUUGUCAAUGGAAUUUUGCAAUUGAUCGGACCACCUCUUUGUGGUCUAUGGUACCAAAGUUCCAAAUCCUAUGUUUCACUCUUCAGUACCCUCGGCAUCGUACUUAUCGUGGGAGCAGCUAUUUGGGGCUUCGUACCUUUUGUGAAGAGGAAGAGGGCUUCAAAUUCUGACCUCGAAACAUAAUUUAAAGUAUAUAUUGUCUUCCUUUGGAGAGAAAGAGAAAUGACAACAAGUAUUCUUUUUAUUUUUUUUUUUAAUUUCGACAUACGUUUCACUGCGUUAUUCUUCAUUAUAUUUAUGUUAUCGAUGUUAAUUUUAGUUAUAAUGGUUUGUAUUUUUUAUUAGGAAGUAAAAGCAACAAACUUGCCAUUGUAUAUUGUACGUCAUAGUAAAUAUAUUAUACUUAACAAAAUCCAUAUCCGCAUGGGUGCUCACGAAAAAGAGAAAUGAUAAAAAAAUAACAAUGAUGAGCGUAAUAAGGAAAAAAUUAUAUUUUUAUAACAAUUAUUCUUCGUAUAUAUUGGAAGAUAUUUUAUAUUCAUUAUAGUUUCUCCUAUGAUUUUGUACGUUUGAGAUAGGUAUUUCUUGUCUCUGAAAACAAACGCCAUGAGAUGGAUGUGAUAAAUCAACUUGAUUACCAAUAAACCAUAUACCCACUUUGUUAUAAUACAAAGUAUAUAUAAUAAUAAAAUAGUCUUUGCAUACUUCAAAUAAUUCCAUGUCAAUAAAUAAAAUU